Pichia kudriavzevii is the source of this 630-nucleotide messenger RNA. RefSeq lists its product as uncharacterized. The record is from RefSeq and is a predicted model, not a curated record. The transcript has a single exon. Bases 1 to 630 code for a protein of 209 amino acids. NCBI's taxonomy places the organism in Eukaryota, Fungi, Ascomycota, Pichiomycetes, Pichiales, Pichiaceae.
AUGAGAGAAAAUGGAAAUAGACCUGCAAAUAGCAGGACAGGCCAGUUGUUGCUUAAGGGGCAAUUAAAUGAGUAUGCAAGGAAACCCAAAAAAACGUUUGACAUUCAUGAUUUAUCCAUGAAAAUUGAACACGCAAGAAAGCGUCCCCGAAUUGAACUUGAAGCUCCUUCAAUAAAACCCUUAGAUGGAUUGAGUUUGGAUGGUAUCAGAGCAAUCACUUCAAAAUACCAGGAUCUCAAGAAACGUGGUCCCACGUCAGUGAUUAAACCAAAAGGUGUGAGCACGAAUCCGUUGAUUUCACAACUACAAGAAAUUGUAGAUGCCGAACGUGCAAGUGCUGAACAUGGUAUACAAAAGAUUCAAGACUAUGAUCAAUCAGAUCGAGACUACAUUGGUGUAGUUAGAGCAGUAGAAUACAUCAGUGACUCAAUCAAAAUAGUUGUAUUGGAAAAAGACAAUGUACGGCGUAAACUCUGUUUAGGAUGCCUAUGGAAUGAGUGGAUCGACUUAAAAGAAGGAGACACUGUAGUCGUAUCCGGAUUAGAGAGUAAUAGUGCCCUUAAGGUUGGGACUCGUGAAGUAUUAGAAUGGAGUAACAAAUGGAAAAAACUUAUCGAGUCUGCAAAUUGA